Messenger RNA from Gamsiella multidivaricata, 1360 nucleotides. RefSeq names its product UbiA prenyltransferase family-domain-containing protein. Lineage: Eukaryota; Fungi; Mortierellomycota; Mortierellomycetes; Mortierellales; Mortierellaceae. The transcript is spliced from 3 exons. Gene Ontology annotation, molecular function: 4-hydroxybenzoate polyprenyltransferase activity. Gene Ontology annotation, biological process: ubiquinone biosynthetic process. Bases 45 to 1325 code for a protein of 426 amino acids. The record is from RefSeq and is a predicted model, not a curated record. Gene Ontology annotation, cellular component: mitochondrial inner membrane.
ACUUUGACAUCGACCAUUCCCGAAUCCACUCCACAGGAAUAGACAUGUUGAAUGCCGCAGGAACUUUGCUAUGGCACCAUGCCACGAUUAAUGCCACCAGAGCAGGACAACUUCUUGCUAGAAACACUCAACAGUACAUCCCUUCCGUGCCUCUCGUGCCACACCGAUUCUGCAAUCACGCCUCUGUCCAGUACAAGCAUGCCCAGGCCAGGAACCUGUCUAUGCGGUCAUGGAGGAUUAUUAAGGAUAGAGAUACGUUUACGCGAUCGGCCAAAGCAAUUAGUGUACAUCAACAGCAGAGGCGUCGACCUCAUGGACCAGCAGGUAUUACACUCGGAUCAAGUCCAAUGCACCUAUCAACCGCAGUGACGCAACAGCUCGAUGACACCAAGACACAGGCGGCACCUCUUGCAGCACCUGGCACCUGGUUGGACCGCAUGCCAAAAUCUAUUCAGCCCUAUCUGUAUUUGACACGUAUCGAUAAGCCGAUCGGAACGUGGUUGCUUUAUUGGCCUUGUGCGUGGGGAAUCACCAUGGCCUCUUAUAGUGCUCAUCUGCCAUGGACUUCAACACUCUACACCAUUGGACUGUUUGGGACAGGAGCCAUUAUCAUGCGUGGAGCAGGCUGCACCAUUAAUGACCUCUGGGAUCGGAACAUUGACAAAAAGGUGGAGCGGACAAAAGUCAGGCCAUUGGCUUCCGGCGCUGUCACGCCGUCGCAAGCAAUCGCCUUUCUAGGCUUGCAGCUUGGUGCAGGAUUAGCUGUUUUGACUCAGCUCAACAUGUACAGUGUAUUGCUGGGGGCAUCUUCAUUAUCGCUAGUGGUGACGUACCCUGCAAUGAAGCGUAUCACCUAUUGGCCGCAGGUCGUUUUAGGCCUGGCCUUUAAUUGGGGUGCCUUGCUAGGGUCUUCUGCCAUGCUAGGCGCAACGAAUUGGCAGGUCGCUCUUCCAUUAUACAUCUCUGGAGUGUGCUGGACGCUUGUGUACGAUACCAUCUAUGCUCAUCAGGACAAGAAAGAUGAUAUCAAGAUUGGUGUCAAGUCCACUGCAUUACGAUUCGGAGACAAGACAGCUGAAUACCUGACUGGGUUCUCAGCAGGCAUGGUGUCCCUUUUGGCACUAGCGGGCUAUAUGAACGACCAAGGGCCGUUGUUCUAUGCCCUCUCGGUUGGCGGAGCAACAGCCCAUCUGACAUGGCAGCUCAAGACAGUUAAUUAUGAGAACCCGGCGGACUGUUGGAGCAAAUUUGCAAGCAACAAGUGGACGGGCGCCUUGGUGUUCAGCGGUAUUGCUGGAGACUACGUGAGCCGAGUGCUGAUGUAGAUGCAAAUAAAUAGAAUUUAGACAUUAUCUGUUUU